AAAAACGUAACAACGCAAAAUUCCUUCCUGGUCCUUUUAAAAUCGCCGCAACACCAUAAAUAUUCAUCUUUCAGCUUUCAUCACACACAAAUACACGUAUUCAGCAAAUACCAGAGUACCACAGCACUGACCAUGAAGCACCCCUCUCUACAUUUCUUUCUGCUCUGCUAAUUUCAAUUUCCUUCCUGUGAGUUGGUAGUCGGGUCAUUUUCAAAUCUCAAACAAUAAGAAGUACCCUUCAGUGUUUUAUGGUGUCCCCUUUGAACUCUAGUGACAUCGCGGUGUGCCGAGACCUGUCUUAUUGGUCCGAUGAUUGUUUGAUGUAAUGAGACGAAAUUGGGAUUGUUAAGGUUCCAUCCAGUGUGGUGCUGUACCUACCUUGGUUUGGUUUGUGAUGCCGGUGAUGGUUUUAAGUUGAAGUCUUUGUGUUUGGUGUGUUCUGUUUGGAGAUAUGGGGAUUUUGACUUUGGGUGUUAGUAAGGGGUUGUUGGCUAUAACCAACUUCUUUCUUUUGGUUUGUGGUUUCACCCUAGUCAGUGGCGGACUUCUACUUCUGUUCGACUCAGACAGAGUCCUUUUAUCAAAAUUGCUGGUUUCUGGGGUUCAAGCUAAUCUCCGUUACCCCCUCCUCUAUUAUGCAUCCAUAGGGAUAACCCUGAUGGGAUGCGUACUUGCAAUGACAGGUGUUCUGGGAUGCUGGGCCUCUUGCAUGCACAGCUACUGCAUGCUGACACUAUAUUUCCUCAUAAUCAUCCUAGUCCUCAUAUUCGAGUGCGUCCUGUUUGCUACUAUUUGGGCUUGGCCUAACUGCUUGGGCUUGGUUCUGGAUCCUUACGAACUCACCAAGUCUGUACAGGGGAGGUUCGGGAAGGAAUCGGAGGAAGAAUUCACAGCUGCCGUCGAUCUGGCUCAAACUAUGUUCCAAUGCUGUGGGAUAGAGUCAGCUAACGAAUACGAUACUUCCUUGUGGAGGUUGCAGAGUUUGAGUCAUUCCCUAGCAGUACCAUUGACCUGCUGUAAAUUGAGCAACUUUAACGAUACCAAAUCUUAUUUGAAUCCCAUUCCUAUGAACACUUCUCUUUGCCAAGCUUUGGAAGUUAGCAGGCAUGAGAAAUACCGACAUCUAAAGGGUUGCCAACCUGCCUUGGAAAAAUGGUACACCGACCAAUACAUGAUCCUGUUCGCUGCUGGUCUCAUUUUGGUCUUGGUCGAAUUCAUGGUCCUCCUGACCACUCUCCUCAACUGCGCCAAGAUCUACCAGUACAAGCAGGAACGCAAGGAAGCGUCGGUUGGCGCCAGGACGCCACCGACGAUGAAACCCAACACCAGACAAAACGAGGAGUUCCACAGGAGAUCCCCUUUGGCCGCUUACAGUAACGAGUCUUACGCCCUCUCUGAUAGCUUCAGGCAGAACUACAAGCUUGUGGACUCAGUGUGAUGGUGGUUGAGGGGCGUUUGUUCGCCCACCAAUACCUACACGCUGGAACAGAACCAUCAGAUCGAGUCGAUGUUGUGGUGAAAACGGGGGUUCAAUAACGAUGGAAUCGAUGAAAACGUGUAAAUUAUGUGUUAAGACUGAGUCGAAAUUACAGGGAACUUUAAAGAUGCGGUCUGAGUUUCGUUUGAAAUGGAUAGAUGGCGUUGUUGAAGUUUCGAACUGCAAGACAAUUAUUUCGGUGUUCUCUUGGGUUACCUGGACCAGAUCAAUGAAUAACGAUCUAUGAUUCUUUGUGAUUAUUUUGGAGAUAUUGAUUAGUCAUUAUAUUGAAUAUUCUUGUUUGUUUGUAUUUUAAGUACACUGAUUUGAGUUCGGAAAAAGUCUGCAUUAGAAGAAUAAAAAUUUUUUUAGGAAUAAAUACAAUUUUGAUCCACGCAUAAAUUGAGUUAUACACACUUGAAAUACGCUCGUUAUUUUUAUAUUUGUUUCAAUUUCAACUAUUUCUCCUCGUGAGAUUUGCUAAUGCGUAUUCAAUAAAUAAAAUUCGGAAUUGAAUACAUACAAAUUUAUUGACAUCUUUGAAGAUGAGGCUUCCACGAAUGAAAUAGAUUGAUUUGGAAAAUAUAAAAUUCGAAAUUAAAAUCAAUCUUAAAAAGCGUUAUAAGAAACCAAAUGUAAUGGACGAACUUAUGAUAACGUCACUUUGAAGUACACAAGUGUGUCAUUUUCAUUAUUAUUCUUUUGUUUUAGAAUGUUAUUAUAGAAGGAGCUAAUCAUUGGCCAGUAGUGAUAGAGAAGACUUCCAACUUUUUUAUUUUUACACUGUUGAAUUAACCAAAUAUUUGUUGUAUAUAUGUUAUGAAUUAUGAAAAUAUACGAUUUUAAACCAAA
This is a messenger RNA of Harmonia axyridis, 2329 nucleotides long. Its product is annotated as CD151 antigen. The record is from RefSeq and is a predicted model, not a curated record. The transcript is spliced from 6 exons. Lineage: Eukaryota; Metazoa; Arthropoda; Insecta; Coleoptera; Coccinellidae. Gene Ontology annotation, cellular component: membrane. Bases 452 to 1438 code for a protein of 328 amino acids.